Molecule: messenger RNA, 6597 nt
Organism: Orbicella faveolata
Lineage: Eukaryota; Metazoa; Cnidaria; Anthozoa; Scleractinia; Merulinidae
Biological process (GO): neuron migration
Cellular component (GO): cytoplasmic vesicle; membrane
Source: RefSeq, a predicted model, not a curated record
AAUGUUUCCUUUAACUUUUCUACAGAUCCAAUAAUUCCCGCAAAUGUUUGGAACCACUUUGUUGGAACUUACGACGUACACUCUGGUCUCGCUAAGAUUUUCGUUAAUGGUCAACUGAAGGCAGAGGGUGCUGGGAAUGGUCUUUUGUCUCAAGACUGGGAUGCGCAUGCGGGAAUAGGGAAACACAAGGAUGAAAGAUUUCUCCAGGGGGAGGUGGACGAGUUCAGGAUUUACAACAAAGCUCUGUCACAGGGGGAAAUUCAGAAUCUUACGAAAGCUUGCAGUUUUGAAAGAGAAUGCGGUGGUUUCUUCUUCAGUCCAACUGGUAUUUUCGAAUCUCCAGAAUGGCCCAAAAGCUACAAAGGCAAAACGUCUUGUACGUGGCAUGUUACCGUGGAUCCGAGCGAGAAAAUCGCACUUAGUUUUAAAAGCUUUAGUUUAGAUGAGGACGGAACCUGCGGUAAGGCCAAACUUGUGGUCAGAGACGGAAGCAAUGAAAAUGCUAACGCUCUUGGAGUUUACUGCGGAGUAAAGCGGCCGCCCGAAGUAACAUCAAGUGGGAAUCAGCUAUGGGUACAGUUUACCAGCACCGAAGGAGCAGAAGGAAAAGGCUUCCUGAUGUCUUACGAUACAGCAACAUCUCGUCAAACCAAGAAAACUGAAAGACCGCCCGCUCCUAUUGAUGACUCGCAGAGAUGUGCCGUCACCAGGCCCGAAUAUAACGUUACACUAGUCGGUGGCAUUAAAUCCGGGAUCUUCUCUGAAGCUAAGCACGUGCACGACAUGGAUUUGUGCACGCGACACUGCUGUCUGAGAAAGUCAUGCGACCUGGCCUUCAUGAUCCGGGACUCUUGCUAUCUGGUUCAAUGCCACAAUGCGGUGUUUUGUAAGACGAAGAAGGCACGGCCGUCGAAUAUGAAUCCCAGGAUAACUUUCGUAUCUCACUUACAAACGCUAACACCCGAGCCAGAACUUUCGGCCGACGGAAGCGCUUACAGCAAGGCCUUGACUCCUAGUUUGUCAAAACCUACAACACCGCCUGCACAGCCGCAACCACUGUGUCACCACACGGAAGUCAGCUACAACGUGACACUGGUCGGCGGAAUAAACGCGGGAAAAUUUAGCACGUACGGUCGAACCCGCACCAUGGGCGAGUGCAUACGUCACUGUUGCCGUGACUACAAGUGUGACGUGUCGUUCAUGAUUCAGGGCAAUUGUUAUGCAGUUGAGUGUUUGGAUACUGAGGGGUGUCAGGUCAAGAGAGCAAAACCUUCCUCAUAUAACCCUACUGUGGCGUACGUGUAUCGCGGCAAUCAGAGACCCGUAGGAGAUCCUUUACCAGGCGCUAAGAAACCAAGCCUGGACGCAUGCGACAAGUAUAGCGUUAGCAACACCAUAUACAACGUGACACUGCGCGGGGGCAUCAAAUCAGGGAACUUCACCGACAAGGGCGUGGUCAAACACAUGGACGAAUGUUCAGCAUUCUGCUGCGCAGACGAGAAAUGCAACGUGGCUUUCCUCAUACGGGACAAUUGCUUCCUGGUUUCGUGCAAAGACUAUAGUUCUUGCCAAGUCAAGCCAGCCUUGUCUGAGUAUUAUCACCCGAGGCUGGCCUAUGUUAACUGGAGUCCGCCUGAUGACGAAAUUCCAGCAAACAGGUGGUACGCGUCUCUUGGUUGCUGGAAAGACACGGAUUCAUUUGCCGUUGAUUCGUUAGAGGGCUCAGAUCCCCUGCUAACUGAGCCGUACGCCAUGCGGCAGAAGCCCAUUGAUACAUGCGCUCAAGUGGCAAAGAGGCAUGACUUCAAAGUGUUUGCUAUCCAGAAUGGUGGAGCAUGCCUAAGUGGACCCACGGCAGGGCGCAGGUUCAACCAGUUUGGCGAGUCAUCAUCUUGUAAGGCAGGAAAAGGAAGCUUGUUCGCUAAUGAUGUCUACCGACUGACGGAUUCUGGUUCUUACAUUUCCAUUGGUUGUUGGAAUGACUCUGGAGUCCACGCCCUCCCGGUACUCGAGCACUCUGAUGCGCAACUGGAUGAUUUUUACAAGUCUCGCUCAGAUCCACUGCGCAAGUGCGGAGAGGUGGCGCGAAAACGAGGCUAUACUGUGUUUGCUCUUCAGCGAGGAGGAAUGUGCUUCGGCGGGCCCCGAGCGGAAAUUGAUUACCGGAAGUAUGGGAUGUCCAGGAGAUGUCGCGAUGGUCUGGGGGGACCUUAUGCUAACAGUGUUUAUAGGUUGCUAGAUAACUUAGACCUGGAAUUUGGGCCAACAGAAAGUACCCGAAAUUUAACCUCGCCGACUGGUACCACAGGGACCUCAACCUUCAGCACGGGUACCGCUGCAAGCUCUUCCAGCACAGCAUCAACCGACUUUACGCCAACCACGCUUACCGGAACCCAGCGAUCGCCGGGAACAUCACCCUCGCCGACACCGGCCAUCCACGAAAACUACCUUACCCUUCAGGACGGCUUGCCGCACAAGAACACGUACGCGGCCGGAGAGAUUCUGUUUAAUGUCACGCUUAAGUACGGCAUCAAGGCGGGAAAGUUUAACGACAAAGGGAAAGUAGGAAACAUGUCGGAGUGUGUGAGAGCCUGUGGUAGAAUGGAAAGCUGCAGUCUCGCGUUCAUGCUCGGGAAGCAAUGCUUCGCUGUGUCUUGUUAUAACGACGCCCUCUGCCUGACGAAGCCUGCGUAUUCACCCUUUUAUAAACCAAAGAUCGCGUUUGUAAAACACACAAAGGUUGUCGUGACUGCAAACAAAACCAAACCAUCGUCGGAAUUCGGCGAAUGUCGCACAAGCCCAGUUCAUAAUGACGUCACUUUGGUGGGAGGUAUAAACGCGGGAAAAUUCACCGAUCUUGGGGACGCUGACAACAUCAGUAUUUGCACUCAGCGGUGCUGCAUGAAGGACGCAUGCGAUGUAGCGUUCAUGCUCGAGGGGGAAUGCUAUGGUGUUAGCUGCGUGAACGAGUCGUUGUGUGAGACGCGUCCUGCGAGGAAUCCCGCGAGGUACAACCCGAAAAUUGCUUAUGUGUAUCACGACAAGAAGAAAGAUAAAGCUUCCACGCAACAGAAAAGUGUGUGUUGGGACGGAGAAAUUCUUCACAAUUACACUCUAGUGGGGGGAAUUAACGCGGGAACAUUCACCGACAACGGAAAGACCAGCAACAUGGACAUUUGCAUGCAGUUUUGCUGCAAGCGGCAAGCUUGUGACCUGGCGUUUAUGAUCGAGGAUGACUGCUAUUCAGUGGCUUGUAACAGCAACGGAGCUUGUGAGCCCAGAAAAGCGAGGCCGACUCAUUAUUUUCCUCGCAUUGCUAUAAGGAAAAGACCUCAGGGAGAUUAUCACGUCAAAGUACCCACGGACUUGUCUUCAACACCCGCGACAUCAUCACCAUUAACAUCGCCAUCAUCAUCACCGACUCCGUCGCCGUCGUCAUCCUCGUCCCUGACGCCUGCUACAUCUCCCUCGCCGCCCACUUCUCCCCCCAUUCUGGAAGCACACGAAGAUGCCUCGUUGAAUUCACCUGUCAAAGUGACCCACUCGUGCGAUGCCACGCCCAUAGAGUACAACGUCACACUGAAAAUGGGUCUGCACUCUGGAGUGUUUCAAAAGAUCGGUAGAGUGGAUGCCAUGGACGACUGUAUAGAAAUGAGCUGCAAGCAACCCAACAGUGAUGUGGCCUUCAUGUUAGGCAGCAUGUGCUAUGCCGUGCAUUGCUACAGUGCGGAUCUGUGCAAGACCGUACCCAUCUUUGGCUCCAGUAUCUCUCGGUUGAACUUAAAUCCUGCAAUUUCGUUCCUGAAGAAGAAGUCUCGGUUUGGUGUGAGUUCUCUCGCUGUAGCAAAUGACUUAAUCACGCCACAGGACAAGUGCCGGGACAGCACCAUCACAUACAACGUGACGUUACGUGGCGGCAUUGAUGCGGGUAAUUUCACGGAAAGGAUUGGAAUACUGUCGAUGCGUGAGUGCAUUGGAAAAUGCUGUGACGACGCUUCAUGUGACCUCGCUUUCAUGUUCGGCGACCACUGUUACUCGGUGCAAUGUCAGAGCGAGAAGUUAUGCCAGGCUGUGCUGGCCAAACCAUCUCACUUGGAGCCAAAGGUGUCCUAUGUGACGAGAGGGUUCAUCGACGAUGAUAGAGACAAGGGGACAAUGUUCUCUGCUAGCGACCAGACGCCGACUUGUCGAGCUGAUCAAAAGUCUCGGUCAAAGAUAGUCAGCAACAAGACUUUAGUUGGAGGAUUAGAGGCAGGAAGGUUCAGUUUUGUCGGAGUUGUAAGUGAUAUGGACAUGUGCAUGGAUCGAUGCUGCGCUCAGCGAGGUUGUAAUGUCGCCUACAUGGUUGACAAGAACUGCUUCUCUGUCGCUUGCUUUUCACCUUCGUUAUGUAAAAUCAGCGAUGUAUCCUCGACGAAUGGCGACGUCGAGAUUUCUACCAUUAUGGAAAGCACCGCUGAAAGACCCGCCGAAAAACAUUCCAUGGUAGUGUAUGUGAUUAUCGGUGUGGUUGGAUUCGCUGCUGGUGCUGGAGGUAUUUUGUGGGCCGUGUGCAUGUUUAUUCGAAGGUAAGCAACAUACAAUGAAAACCCGCGUGUGAGAACCUACAUUUUUUGACGUCUGGGAAAAUAGGUUGUUGCAUUUUGGGGUAGUUAUUGGUAAGUUAGACUAAGUAGGUUCUAAAUCAUUUUUUUUUUUUAUUUAGGUUCUUAAUUUCUAUGAAUGAGAUAUAGCUGUUGAUUACCAGAAAAAUAAAUAAACUUGUGUUCGGUCCUUGAAUAUAGAGUAUUUAUAUUCGCAACUGUAUUAUAUAUUUUCUUGUAAUAUAAAUUUCCCAUCUCAAAGUCACACUCCUUAGUUAAAAUGUUUAUCAUAAAUUACCUGGUAACCCACAUAUAAGAACCUGCUUGAUCUUGCUUCCCCAAACAGAUUCUUACAUUUUUGGGCACAAAAAUGGAAAUUUUUUUCCUGCCAACAGGUAUUUAAACCACUAGGUUUUUACAUGCGGGUUUAUUUGCUGCAAGACAUUCUUACACACUUCGUAGGGUACAUACAGUUUAUUCUGUUUUCAAAUCAGCUUUAUAAAGUCAAACAUUUAAAAAAGACGACACACCGUUUAAAUUUGUAAGACAUGUUUCGGAUACUCAGUAUCCAUCAUCAGUUAAAGGAUGUUUACAAGUGAGUGACUUUAUAUAAAGUAGGUAACAAGUAGGUGUAAAUUACAAAAUGUAGAAUAAUAGUACAAAUCAGUGAAAACGUUGCAUAAUACUUCAGGGAUACAAAAAAGCUGCGAGUACAAAUCUGUGAAAAAUACUGAAUACAAAUAGUAAUUCAAGUAGGAGUGCUAAAUUAACAUGUUUGAGUUGUUUAUUCAACGCGGGUCUUUCCCAUUCAAUAUGAAGGGCUUCUUUGAUCACUUUAUAUAAAGUGAUUUUUUAAUUAACUUUCCCGGCUCAGUCCUUUUACUCCCCUAUCAAAAACCAAGUUAACCCCUUCGAAGAAGAUAGAUACCUUAGGUAAACAAGACAUUAGAGGCUUCUUAUCUGGUAUUGUUGUUGAGUUACUAAUGUAUAAUGUGCAGCUAGCGAUUCGCGUUGAGACGCUUCCUAGACUUGGGCUAUCCGUUGGCAAACGGUGUGAACAUUUGUUAGAGUGAGGCCUCUAACUCCAGAAAAAUACUCUUCAUCGCAAAAUUUGACAGCUUCUUAAGAGGUCGCCCUUAUUUAUGACAAAGCCAUGUCACCAGUUGAGUAAUUUGUUCGGCACUCGUUUAUCACACAUAUUACACAUUGGUCUAGAAAGUGUGCAUCUUCGGAUACCCAGGGACAGUUUUGAAACGGCCGGGAGAAGCACGGCUAAAGAGAGGAAGAAAAUAGCUCUUCUAAUUCUCCCCGACCUUUUUCUGUUUUCUUUUUUGUUUGUUGGUUUGUUUUUGCGUGCUUGUUGUUGUUGUUUUUGUUGUUGUUGUUUUUCUACCGUCGUGUCUUUCCCUUGCUAUCAUAUACUCCCUUAGGGCCAAGGAAAAAAAGUGUGACCCACUUAUCGAUUGUUUAUUCUCGUUUCUGUUUUUCUAGGCAUCGUUUACGAUCAAGACAUAGACAGAAUACGGAGUAGUAUUGAGAAAGAAAACGCAAUGGAGAAGAUGCGACUCUGACGAGGCCUGAAGACAAAUAGGCCGAAAAAUGUCUGAGUGACUUAAUUCGACUGGAGUCUGAAGAUUUUCUCAGUUUCAGUUUACCUUUUUUUAAAUUCUAGUUUUAUUCAGAUUAAGCCUGUGUAGCAGACCUUUGACGCACCCUGAUAGCUGAGUGCUGUAGCAUCAAAGCAUCCAUGUUUCUAACACUGAGAAGUGAUGUUGCUACUUUUUUAAUGAAAGGUGAACCUUGUUUCAACGCUAUUUCUCCGUUUAAGCAGAAGUAGGCCUAGGAACGAAGUGGGUUUAAGUCAUUCGGAAGAGCUAAAAUGUCGACUUUUUCCUAUCAGGCAAAUACUGUAUUGAUGUAGUUAUAUAGUUAUUUAUUUAUUUAUUUUUGUAUUCAUACGUCAAGCAUCAUAAUUAUGGUAGUAUCAUAAGUCACCAUUACAACAAAAUUAAUA